AUGGAGUCUAGGAGUGCAUUGAAUUUAGUAAUCCGUAUAUCCCGGUUGGCAGGAGUGGCCCCUAUUACUAACUCGCCAAGUGGUCUACGCGUUUCUCGACCUUUGAUGUUUUACAGUUAUCUUCUUGUCACUGCUAUAAAUUGCGUAGUUCUCUCUGGCUUUGCAUUGGAUCUUCUUACUGAGCCUGCACGGUCCUUGCGCGUGCGCACCCCAACGUCCAGGGUUAUUUGGGUGGGCAACCUUUCCAUUAUAAUAUUGAUUGCUAGCGUUGCUGUGUACACAUCUCCAACACGUAUGUCUUCUGUGAUUCAUUGCUUGAAGGAGAUUGAAAAGAUUAAAGCUUUUCUUGGCGCUAAAAAUAAAUUUAAUUCUGGCGAAAAAUUUAAAUUUCUUGCAGUAAUAACGACUUGUGUUGGUUUAUGGAUUUUGAUCUUUUUUGAUCUCUGCGGCUAUGCCUUAGAAGCUUUGCAUCGUGGUACAGAAGGUGAAAAGGAAGAAGUAAUGGAUUUAUUUGGUUCUAGAGGUGAAUAUGGAAAUGCAUUUAGAACGGUACCAACGCUUUUUGAAUAUAUACUAAAUAUGCUAAUAGAACAUCCAGAAAUACUAGAACGGAAUGAUAUAACGGUAUUUACUAACGACAGCACACAUGAACAUGAAACAUUUUUGGAUCCAGAGAACAGUACUUGUUGUCCAAAAACUGAUAAUUCUUUUGAAACUGUUAAUUUUGAAGAUAAUACAGAUACGAGCAACAUAAAGAAAAGUGAAAGUUUUGUCGCUCCUAUGAUAUCGGCGUUUCAACUCACUCCAGAAGAAGUGAUGGAACAAGUAUUGAUUAUUGAACAGCAAUUAGAUAAGUAUAACAGUAAAAAAUCGAAG
Molecule: messenger RNA, 876 nt
Organism: Brenthis ino (lesser marbled fritillary)
Lineage: Eukaryota; Metazoa; Arthropoda; Insecta; Lepidoptera; Nymphalidae
Source: the annotation of a GenBank genome assembly